Molecule: messenger RNA, 976 nt
Organism: Blastomyces dermatitidis ER-3
Lineage: Eukaryota; Fungi; Ascomycota; Eurotiomycetes; Onygenales; Ajellomycetaceae
Exons: 3
Coding region: 295-612 (105 amino acids)
Source: RefSeq, a predicted model, not a curated record
UUAGAGGCCAAGCGCUUAAUCGGAGAUUUCAAUGGACAAGUGAGAUUAAAAUAGAAGACAGACCUACUUAUCGCUGUUUACGAAGGAACAAGGAAGAAGCCGCAAGUAUAAAUAGAGCUUCAUUUCACUCGUAAAUAGAGAGCAAGCAACGAUCCAGGCAAUUUUCUUUUCCUUCACAUAUUUUCUACGUCCCUUCCAACUGUCAUAUUCAAUCAAUUUGACAUUGUUUUUAAUCCAAACAACUCGCUCUAGUCCCAAACACGACCCUAUUUCUACCACAUAAUAUAAAUACAAAUGUCUCGACUAUUUAGUGGAUCUCUUCAAACUCUUGUCCGCUGGUCAGGAUUCGACAAGUCCAAACUAUCAGCAAAGUGGAAAACCGCAGUGGAAAAUUUCACGAAGCCAGGAGGAGGGGCUGAGAAUAGACUUGGCAAACUAAACAGUGUCAAUAUCAAACACCGGGAUGACAAUCCUGUCCACAAAUCCCACUUCAAUCGAGAUGACAACGAAUGGGUUAUUAGUGCAGAGAUCUCGGGUGCGAAUGGCAGGAAGGUCUGCCAUAUUUAUGAGGAUGGGACUGGCACAACUAAAAAGGGGGAAGAGAGGCGUUAACUAUUGAAAAUCCCACUGGUGUCAUGGUUUGGCAGGGGCUGUUACUGUUUGAUCAAUCUGUGGUUAGGAAAUGAACUUGUGUUGUCGUUUUUCAAGUACGUUGGGAUAAAAGUGCGCCUGAGAAUCAAUCAUAUCUCCCAAGAGGGAGCUGCCCACAAAAUCCAUUAAGCAUCGUAACUGUGGUGUAGAAAUUGUAGAUAGGCGCCUGUCUAUUCAACUCCGCUGACUCCACAAGUAUAUUAUAUAUCGAAUUCAUCACGUGACCAACGUGCAAGGUUGAUGGUGAGGUGGCCCAAUUAUUAUUUAGAAUUUAGUGGGUGAUACGAUACAAUGGUUUAGCCGCCCAACGUCAAGAGGACAGAGU